This is a messenger RNA of Lodderomyces parapsilosis, 882 nucleotides long. RefSeq lists its product as uncharacterized. Gene Ontology annotation, molecular function: RNA binding. The transcript has 2 exons. Lineage: Eukaryota; Fungi; Ascomycota; Pichiomycetes; Serinales; Debaryomycetaceae. The record is from RefSeq and is a predicted model, not a curated record. The coding region runs from base 1 to 882 and encodes 293 amino acids.
AUGUCAGCACACGAACCUACUAGUCAUUGCCAAGUCUACAUUAAGAACCUUCACUACCUCACCACUGAAGAUGAUUUACGUACUUUGUUUGAAAAGUAUAAUCCUUAUACAGUCAAGUUGGGCAAAAAUGGAAAGCGAAAGCCUUAUGGGUUCGCUUACGUCGAGUUGCUGACUUCACAACAUGUUGAAGAGGCUGUUAAGGAAUUUGAUGGUAGUGUCUUCAAUGGGAAAAAGCUUAUUGUCAAAGCUUACCAGCCUUACAAACCCUAUCAAAAGUUGUGGUGGAGAAGAACAAAACCUACCGAGGAGACACAGAAUCACGAUGCACCUGAUGCUGAACUUUUGGCUGACGCUGUGUCAAAAGACCGGAUUUUGAUAACAAACAUAAGAGGUCGCGUAAACUAUGUUAGAGUGGAGCACUUCUUAAUGAAGUACAACCCCUCCGACAUCAUUAUUUGCAAAGAUAAAAAGUCGAUUAUGAAUCCAAUAAAGUUGACAGGCACCUAUUACAGCGCAUUGGUAACUGUGGACACGUCAACAAAAAGUGUGAAAGAAAUCAUAGAGUCUUUGAAAUCAACGAAACUUUGUGGAAAACGAGUUGAGUUGAUGCCAGCAACACUCAAACAAGUUGAAGAGUUUGAAAAAGAAGCCAUUCUUCAAGGUUUUCCUCACGAAGGGUUAGAACGCAUUCCAGAUGUUGAAACAGAACAAGUCCCACCAGAACAAGUCCCACCAGAACAAGUCUCACCAGAACAAGUCCCACCAGAACAAGUCUCACCAGCCGUCCCAAUGGAAUUGAAUUCUCCGGCUCCCACUUCAAUGAUCGUUAGUCCUGGCCUGACAAUCAGUUCCAACUUCAACGGCCGUAUCAACUCCCCUUGA